GGCUGGCAGCAGUUUCCUGCCCGGAGCCCUGCCCUGCCCUGCGCUGGCUCCCCGCCCCGCAGCGAGGGGAGGGACCGGGACACACCGGGACAGCCGGGACACACCGGGACAACCGGGACACACCGGGACAGCCGGGACACCCGGGACAGCCGGAAUACACCGGGACAACCGGGACAACCGGGGAGGGAUCGCUGCACUCGCUUCCAGCCGCUCAGUCAGUUCCACGUUUGGACCUCCUGAGUGUUUUGGAUCUGUUUGUAAUAGCCUUUGCUGCUGUUGUCUUGCUUCACUCAUUACCCCAGAGAAAGAAAUAACUCUCAAGGUUAUCAAACAACUACAAGCAGAUCUACAACAAUGCAAGGACCUCAACCUGCCACAGCACCUGGAAUGCCCUAUGGCCCCCCUCAGCAGGUCCCUGGGGCUUACCAAGGUGCAGGGAACUAUGGAUUCCAGGCACAGCCCAUGGGAUUCCCAGGUGGAUUUGGUGUUCCACCUGUCCAGAACCAGCCCAACAUGAAUGGGGCAAUCUGGAUGCCUAUUCCUCCUUCUAUUCCCAACUGCCCUCCUGGACUGGAGUACCUCACACAGAUUGACCAGAUAUUAAUUCAACAGCAACUUGAGCUUCUUGAGAUUGUGACUGGCUUUGAAACGAGCAACAAAUACGAGCUGAGGAACGCAGUGGGGCAGAGGGUGUACUUUGCAGCAGAGGACACUGACUGCCUCAGCAGGAAUUUCUGUGGCUCCGCUCGGCCCUUCGCGCUGCGGGUCAUCGACAACCUGGGCCGGGAGGUGAUAGCGCUGCACAGGCCCCUGCGCUGCUCCUCCUGCUGCUGCCCCUGCUGCCUGCAGGAGCUGGAAGUCCAGGCACCUCCAGGAACAACAGUUGGUUAUGUUGUCCAGAACUGGCAUGCCUGCCUGCCAAAGUUUACCAUUCAAGAUGAGAAAAGAACAGAUAUUCUGAAAAUUAUUGGCCCAUGUAUUGUGUGCCGGUGUUGUCAGGAUGUUAAUUUUGAGGUGAAGUCUGUGGAUGAGACUUGUGCUGUUGGGAGGAUUUCUAAGAAGUGGACUGGUUUUGUGCAGGAAGCUUUUACAGAUACAGAUACCUUUGGAAUCUCAUUUCCAAUGGACCUUGAUGUGAAAAUGAAAGCUGUCAUGAUUGGUGCCUGCUUCCUUAUUGACUUCAUGUUUUUUGAGAAUAAUGGUAAUUAAGGAUCUGUGAGCAGGAGUUUGGGAGUGAAAUCUAAAUGUUCUCUAUGGAAGGAAGAAGAACAUGGAUCUCCCAACUUUCCAACGAAUUGCAGAGCUCCAGGAAGAAUAUGAGAAAUGUACAUGUUAUAGUUACAUUUCUAUAAUCUAAAAGCUUUAUGUUUUUUUUAAUUAUUUUUUUCUAAUCUGGUGAAAUAAUUUGUAGUAUUCAAAAAAGGACUCUUAAUCUCUACAGAUCAAUAAUAUGAUUUAGAGAAGUAUAUAUCAACCUUUUUUUCUUUUCAAAGAACUCUGUAAUUUUAAAGUAAUUAAUUAUAGUAGUUAUUUAUAACUACUAUAAUAAUGCUUUGAUUCCCAAAGAAGAAGAAUACUUCUAUAUUCAAUAAUAAUAAUAACCUAAGCCUAAUAAGGAGACACUGAUAUUUUCCUGGGUAUUCUUCGGUAGUUUUGCCUUGGUGUUCACAUUCUGUUGUCUCCAUCUUCCUAUCACACACAUCAAAUAUCUGCAUCUCCAGCAUCCCCACUUUGGGGGUGGGCAAGGCUGGGGGGGAAAGGUCCUGGGAGGGGACACAGCCAGGCCAGGUGGCACAAACAGGCCAAAGGAAUAUUCCAUGCCAAAUGACAUCAGCUCGAGUGUGAAAGACAAGAAAAGGAGGAGGAAGGCACUGCAUUCAUUUUUUACAGUGCUUGCCCUGCCAAGCAAUCACUUCCAUGCUGAAGCCCUAAUUCCCAGGAAGUGGCUGGGCAUUGGAAAGUACAAAAUAAAUUUUUUCUAUAUUUUUUUUUACUCUUGGUUUGUACACACACAAAUGUUUGCUUUUGUUUUAAUAAACUGCCUUAUCUUAA
This is a messenger RNA of Oenanthe melanoleuca, 2052 nucleotides long. Its product is annotated as phospholipid scramblase 1-like. Gene Ontology annotation, biological process: plasma membrane phospholipid scrambling. The record is from RefSeq and is a predicted model, not a curated record. NCBI's taxonomy places the organism in Eukaryota, Metazoa, Chordata, Aves, Passeriformes, Muscicapidae. The coding region runs from base 355 to 1209 and encodes 284 amino acids. Gene Ontology annotation, molecular function: phospholipid scramblase activity. Gene Ontology annotation, cellular component: plasma membrane. The transcript is spliced from 11 exons.